GGGCCACGGAACAGAACGACCGGACGGUGACACUUGGAGCAUAAUUUUAGCACUUUCUGUUGUGUUUUUGGCGUACACGUUGUUCGCCAAAGUCAACAAUGAUGGAAGGUGAGUUAUUUGAGAUCUCUCCAACUGAAAAUGUCCCACUGCGGGAUAACUACCCUUACUAUGGGGAUGGGACGGGUCGCUCUGAACCCAUAACAAUUCGUAACAUCAAGAUCCGUUCGGAUAGUGAUGCCGUAGAUUCAGAUGAUCUUCCCAAGAAGGACACGAUGAGGCGGAGUCCACUAUUCACCCAACCCACAGGCACACUGAAACAUGAUGUGAAGGGGAACGACACAUUGAACAGCAUCGCUCUUCACUUUGAGUCCACUCCCACACAACUGAUGCGAUUGAACCAUCUUAGCAGUCGGAUGCUUUAUCCUGGACAGACACUGUAUGUUCCUGAUCCAGACUCCCCUGAGCCUCCUUGUCUCAGCCCAUCAUCAUCUACAAAGAAAACUUUUGACAUACCGAUGGUGAGUCAGAAGCCAGACGUACCCAAAGUCAGCUCCAAAGCCAAACGCUUCCUCCUCCUGAAAUCUAAGAGCAAAGAGGAGAAGAGUACGCGCAAGCGUGGACCGAAAACUCUCCUUCGCUAUGACACGGAGCCACGACCGGGGAGGGUCAUCCGGGAGCGCUCCCAAGAGGAGGAUGUGGAGGAGAGUAAGAACUUCUUGAAGUUGAACGUCAAGUACAUCACGGAUGGAGAGGGUGUAGUCAGCGGGACCAUGCUGGUUACUCCUAAUGCUAUCAUGUUUGAUCCUAACGUAUUGGACCCACUCGUCAAGGAGCGAGGUACCAGUCCGUAUGGUGUCAUCACCCAGAUGGACUCGGUAACCGGAGCAGCCAUGUAUCAUGACAUCUCAGCCAUGAGCCUCAAGACAACUUUAGACAGCUCAAAGCCUGACACAUGCCCACAUUGUCCCGUGUACAUCCCAUCAUCAGUUGCCAAGACCACAGACGCAGAAACGUCACCAACAACAGCGAACCCUCCCUCAGCCUCUGAUGAGGAGAAGACCGACCCUGAAAAAGACGUCACAAAUCCAUCUAUGUUAAGAAUGAUCUCACAACAGAGUGAUGGCUUCGUGGUCGUGGAGCAGUCCAAAGAACCCACUUCACCAACUGGCGACAUCGUCCCGUGCUCAAUGAUCCCCGAAGAGCACGAAAAGGAGGUGGGAAGCCUUUGCAAGAGUUCCGCUCCGGAUAGAACGGAAGUUUUUGAGACUCAAGACGAGCUGAAAACGCCUGAUGGUGGUGUCAAUGACAUUACUGUGACUCUGUCGGAUGAUGCGAACAAACUAGACUCAAGCAUUGAAAGCAGUGUUGCCAAGGGUAGUGAUCCCGCAUUGGAUAUUAACGGUGAAACAGGAGACAAGACUCUUGACGAUGAUCCGAAGGAAACUCAGAACGAUGAGCUUUUAGAGAGUCCUGUCGAUGAAGACGUGGAGCUGAAUGUCUAUGAGAGAAUGGAUCCAGGAACGGAGCUUGCAGAUGAGACCACUCACCUCCUGGCCAGCCCGGACGAUAGUGCAGAGUCUGACUCACAGAUGACUCCCACAGACACUAAGGGCUCCCUGCCUGACCUGAUUGAAUCCGCAGAGCAAUCAGUCAAGGAGAAAGAAACUCCCGGGGGAUCCUCUCUCAUCCUCGACCCAUCCUGUAAACCCUCGGCCGAACAUACAAGCUGUCAAUACUGCAGCGCUGACUUGACCACCGAGUUGACCAUGCGUAAUACGGCUAACUCCCACAUUCCGACCAAACCUCAAGAUGAAACCCAAGAUGAAACCCAAGAUGAAACUCAAGAUGGGACGUCUGGUUUCGUCAAUUUCUCGUCUGGGAUUUUCGUGCGAGAAUGCAACCACUGCGCUGCCGUACCGGACAUCACUGAGUCAUUGCAGGAUACAAGUGCUACGGAACAGGAGCUAGAGGCGAUUCAAGCUGAAGGACGUGAGAUAAGGCGGCAUAGCGAUCUCUUAUCGGAGCUACCCGAGGAAUCUCACAUGAACCAUCAUCACUUGGAUAAGAAGGAUAUAUUGUACAGGACACAAUCUCUAGAUGGGACCAGACUCAAAAACACCGAUGUGAACAAGGAGGUCAUACUGGGUUACAACAAGACAAACUUUGAAGAGUACUUACCGAAGCCAGCCCAACGCUAUGAAGACCCACCUUUAUACCUGUGUUUGCGAGUGCGUCUGCCCAUGGUGAAGACGUUUCCAGGGAGCCGGGGUAACGCUGGAAGCAAAGGUUCAUCCAAGAAAGCUAACAAGCCACCAGAGUACUGGUUCGCAAUCCCAAGAGAGAAGGCAGACAACCUUUAUGCCUUCUUCCUUCAGUGGUCUCCAGAUGUUUAUGGCAAGGACGGCAGCUCCGAUGAUGUCGGCUUCGUAGCUGUGGAUGAAGAGUUCGACUCUAGCCUGGAGGUCAUCGAAGACUUUUUUGAAGAGCCAAUCGGAAAGGACUGGGAGAUCAUCACAAAGGAAGAGGCCAAUCGGCGGCGGAUGACCAUCUUAGAAUGCGAGAUGAACCUCCCGUUACCAGAACUAGAAGGAGCUACGAGUAUCCUGCUGGAACCGGAACAUGUCAGAAAGCUCACCAAACAGCUUCCUGCUAGAACUGAAGGGUAUAGCUGGAAGAAUAUCUACAAUACAGCUGAGCAUGGCUACAGCUUACGCAAUCUAUAUCGCAGUAUGACGGGCAUAGAUAGCCCUGUAUUACUGGUUAUCAGGGACUCCUCAGGAAUGAUCUUUGGUGCACUGACUCCGUGCCCAGUUAGGGUCAGUGAGCAUUACUAUGGCACGGGCGAAACGUUUCUUUACAACUUUGUGGACUGGGAGCUGAACGUGUUUCGGUGGACGGGUGAAAACAAUUUCUUCAUCAAGGGCAACUACAAUAGCCUGACACUUGGGGGCGGAGAUGGUGCAUUCGGUCUAUGGCUAGACGGUGAUCUGUAUCGAGGUCGAAGUAGAAGUUGUAAAACCUUCUCCAAUCCGUGUAUAGCUCACGAUGAGGACUUUAUCAUUGCUGAUGUUGAAGCGUGGGGCUUCGGACUCGGUUAAACCCCGACUUCAGGUAUACCCUGAUUUUUUGUACAACUUUGGAUUGCCAUUUCUCGGGCAUGCCGUACUGUGGAAUGAUUGAGACUGAUGUCUCACAAAAGCACUGAAUGGAAUGCUCGAUCAAGAUUGCAAGUGAAAUGCACUUUUUGGCUGAGGUUCAAAUCCAGCCACAGGUUUUAAGAAGACAACCCAUUUGCCUGUGAGAUGAUUGACACUGAUGUCUUACACAAGUUGGAAGAUGACAUUUUUGGUAAUCACAAAAACACUGAAUAGAAUGCUCAAUUGAAAUUGCAAGUGAACAUGCUCAGAAGUGCAUUUGGCUGAGGUUCGAAUCCAGCUGCAGGUUUACAGGAGAACAAUACUGCCCAUGGAAAGAUUGGAAGUGAUUGGAACACAAUAUUUGUGAAACGCACAAUUGAGAUUGCAAAUGAAGUACACCAAGCUGAACAUGAAACAAGAUUACCGGCUGGACAGUGGUUCACAUCCACGCAGGAUUGAGAUGAUUUGUCAGGUGUGGGCUACAAUUAUUGUUUUUCCAGAGGCCGUUGCUACCUACUCCUAGGGCUGAAACAGGGUUACCCCUU
Asterias rubens (European starfish) is the source of this 3682-nucleotide messenger RNA. RefSeq names its product oxidation resistance protein 1-like. The coding region runs from base 99 to 3098 and encodes 999 amino acids. Gene Ontology annotation, cellular component: nucleus. The transcript has 14 exons. Gene Ontology annotation, biological process: response to oxidative stress. NCBI's taxonomy places the organism in Eukaryota, Metazoa, Echinodermata, Asteroidea, Forcipulatida, Asteriidae. The record is from RefSeq and is a predicted model, not a curated record.